Messenger RNA from Ostrinia furnacalis (Asian corn borer), 1119 nucleotides. It is a transcript of the gene aurB, whose product is annotated as aurora kinase B. Gene Ontology annotation, biological process: protein phosphorylation. The record is from RefSeq and is a predicted model, not a curated record. NCBI's taxonomy places the organism in Eukaryota, Metazoa, Arthropoda, Insecta, Lepidoptera, Crambidae. The coding region runs from base 114 to 989 and encodes 291 amino acids. Gene Ontology annotation, molecular function: protein kinase activity; ATP binding. The transcript is spliced from 6 exons.
AAUAUUUGAAGUUCAACGGUAAACGGUUUUUGUGUUUGUGUUUUCAGUUUCUUUCUUUGUAAUUGAAAAGAAAAAGUGCGCAGAAUUUAAGAAUUCGUGAUCAAAACACUAAUAUGACUAUGAAGAACGAAGUGUUAGAGCUUGAGACGAAAAUAAUCAAUCAUGAAGCUUACGGAACCUCGUACAGAUGGCUUCCAAAAGAUUUUGAACUAGGCUCGGCUCUUGGUCAAGGCAAAUUCGGUCACGUACACGUAGCUAGAGAGAAGAAAACUGGAUUCUUGGUGGCUAUCAAAACACUCUUCAAAUCGCAAAUUGUUAAAUCAAGAUGUGAGCGACAAGUGAUGCGAGAAAUAGAAAUCCAGUCUCACCUAAAGCAUCCAAAUAUCCUUCGGCUACUUACCUGGUUCCAUGAUGAGAGGCGCAUAUACCUGGUGAUUGAGUUUGCAGCAGGCGGAGAGUUGUAUAAACACCUCACCAACUCACCCAAGGGGCGCUUCCCUGAGGCUAAGGCUGCUAGGUACAUUUAUCAGGUAGCAGAUGCCGUAGAAUACUGCCACCAAAACCACGUCAUCCACCGUGACAUUAAACCUGAGAACAUUCUGGUUGCAUUCAGUGGAGACCUCAAAUUAGCAGACUUUGGAUGGUCUGUACAUGCACCUUCAGAAAGACGAAAGACAAUGUGUGGAACUCUCGAUUACCUUCCACCAGAGAUGAUCAAGAGGGAAGUAUACGAUGUGUCGGUGGACCACUGGUGCAUCGGAGUGCUGUUAUACGAGUUCCUGGUGGGAAAACCUCCGUUUGAGAGCGAGGGCCAAGACAAGACGUACCAAAGGAUCCUCACCUUGGAUAUGUCUUACCCUGAUCAUGUUCCUGAGGGAGCUAAAGACCUUAUUUCAAAGCUCCUCCGGCAUUCAAGCAAAGAGAGGCUGUCACUGGAUGCUGUCAAAAAGCACUUCUGGGUACAGAGCUUCUACAGCCCAGAACAAUAACACCAUGUGCCAUGUUAGUAUUAAUUAUGUAUUUAUAAUAAUAUUUUUUUAAUCACAGUAAUAAAUGUAUUUGACUGUUUAAAAUCUUUUGUUACUUUAUAACAAUAACAGUUCUUACAAGCCAAUUGAU